This is a messenger RNA of Striga asiatica, 399 nucleotides long. The record is from the annotation of a GenBank genome assembly. Lineage: Eukaryota; Viridiplantae; Streptophyta; Magnoliopsida; Lamiales; Orobanchaceae.
UCUCAUUUGUACUCCACAACAUGGAUGAAAUUGUUUAAUACGAAAGUUAGAACACAACUGGACUGGCGCGUUACGGCAGGGAAACGCAUCAUGUUAUUUGAAAUUGAUUUGUUUGAGUUAUGGAGUCAAAACUCGAGUCAAAGUCGGGUUAUCAUGCGGCAAGGGAAAAUCAUAGCCACGAGAAAAAAUUCUUUAGUCGUAUUACGUCGCCUUUAUUUUACUGUUAGAACACAACUGGACUGGCGCGUUACGGCAGGGAAACGCAUCAUGUUAUUUGAAAUUGAUUUGUUUGAGUUAAGGAGUCAAAACUCGAAUCAAAGUCGGGUUGUCAUGCGGCAAGGGAAAAUUAUGGCCAGGAGAAAAAAUUCUUCAGUCACGUCGCCUUUAUUUUACUGGUGA